GCUCACGCAUCCUUUACGUCAGUAAAUCACAGUCUGAGGAAACAUGGUGAGCAAGGAGGGCGGCAAAUGCAUGCUCACCAACUCAGAGUCUGACUCGGAGGCAGCACCCGUGCCCUCCACCUCGCUGGCGGUGAAGUAUUCCCUGGAAGCCAGUCGACAGGUGAGGAAGAGGAACAAGGCCCUGCAAGUGCGUUUCAAGGAUAUCUGCGAGGCACAGAACGAGCAAAGGGAGGCGGAGUUGCAGGCGGCAGGGAAAGGCGGCAAGCCCAUCUCCUACAAAGUGGCGUACCGCAAGUACAUGACCGUCCCCGCCCGCCGGUCCAUCCCAAACGUCACCAGGAGCACAGGCGUGCAGACGUCGCCCGAUCUGAAGAAACGCUAUCAGACCUUUCCCUUCGAGCGCAAAAAAGGCCACACCUUUAAGCACGUGGCGGCCGUGGAAACCUAUAGAGGUCAGAAUAACGGUUUUGUCAUGGAGGUGAAGCAGUCCAAGGCUGCUGAGCAGGCUUUAGAUGAGGAGGAGGGAGCCUGCGGGGGGAGUGGAGUCCGGAGGACCAGGGCUCUGCUCCAUACUAAUGAGUGCAGUGCCACAGUGGAGCAGCACACUGCACCUGAUGGCCUGUGCUCUGACGCUCUGCAGCUCAGUUGCUCUGCAGACACACAGAGAGGAAGCGGAGCCGGAGCACAGGCCGAGCACCAGCUCUGCAGUGUCCCAUCCAAAGCGAGGACAGGAUUACAACACAGGGAGGCCGACAGCGACCGCUCGGCCAAGAGGCAGCUGCUUAACCUGGAGGAGGGCUCGUCCCGGACCCUGCCGGACAGGGCCUCCAAGGUUACGGGCCCCAUCGCAUGGAACUCUCUCACGCAGGUGGAGUGCCUGGACAGUCCGUCCGUGCGGAGCAAGCGGAAGAAAGCCCUGCAGCUCAACGGGGUGAAGAGUGAGACGCUACCGCGUUCCAGCGGAGGCUGUACAACACAGGCACAGUGCCACACGGGACAGCUGUCUGCCCGGCCUCUACGGGGCAUGGAUGAGCCUCUGACACCCUGUAGAGGUGGCGAGGCUCGCGGGGCAGCGCCCGACCAAACACAGGAGGCCUGCAAGCAAAUAGUGCCUAUGAAUCAGGACGGGGAAGUUAAAGCACAGCUCCAGGCCAUGGAAAAUCUCAUCAGCUCCAGCCAAGAGACCAUCAAGGUGCUGCUGGGGGUCAUCCAGGAACUGGAGAAGGGGGAGGCCCACAGAGAAGGUGCGAUUACGGCACAGUACCGUUGCUACUCAGCGAGAAAUCAAGCAUGUGAAAGGAAACUCACCUAUCGAACAGGACAGGACACGGCCAACUGUGACACGUGCCGGAACAGCGCAUGCAUUAUUUACAGUGUGGAGCUGGACUUCAAGCAGCAGGAGGACAAGCUGCAGCCGCUGAUGAUGAGGCUUUGCCCUACGCCGGACGGCCACUUCGCCUCCCUGCCUUACCCCCAGGAGGCCUUCACCUCCACCCCGAAACGCAAGUCCAAAGCCGACUCCAAGAAGCACGCUCGCUGGAAACUUUGGUUCCUGUGAGAACACAGACGCGCCUCCUCGCCCACUCCCGAUGCACGGGAUUUACACGGCCGCCUGGUCGUCCCGAGCUCUUUUUCGUUCAUCCAUCCUCUUCUGUUGCGUCGCAUCUCGUUGGCAUUUUGCAGACCCGGUAACUAAUGGAGAGCGCCGCCUCUGGAUACUGAGAGUGCCCCGUCAGAGAUGACAGGAUGCGUUAUGGGACACGAGUGCGGAUUCCAUGGAAAAUUCUAAAUGUCAUGCUGACCACAAAUGGACUUAAGAGUUAUUUUUGAACUAAUUUCUUCAAACAGGGUGUGAAAUUGCACGAUUGCAAGAUAUUUGGAGAUCAGCAAGGUGAAAAGACAAAUUUGAUUUCCCUCUGUCUAUUUGCAUAUAUUUUUCUAGCGGACGUCUACGGGGUCCUAUUGUAUGAUAAUGGUCGGGUAACAUUUCUAUUCGCCUGUUGGGACUGUCUUUCUUUCCAGCCUCCAGGAGAGGCUCUGAGGUCUACAUCAACAGCAUAUCACCGUACUGCAAAGCACAAUUUACACUGUUCAGGAUACAUUUUCUCCAGAGUAAUUUAAAAAAAACUAUUUUGAGUAUAAACUCACAUAUGUAGAUCACCUACUAACUAUGACGGAUUGAAGACUUUCGUAAUCUCUAAAGAAGACCGAACAGAUAAAGAAGUCAGAGAUGCUUAUUGGAGUAUGAUCAACUUUCUACCCAUCUCUAAAAUGUCUCCUUGAAUCAACUGACUUUGAAGUAAAGAAUGAAUAAAUAACACAUAUUUUCUUAAUCACAUUUGCAAAGUAAGACGUCGAUGUACUUUUUUAAAAUAUAAAUAUAUAUCUAUAUAGAUUCACCUUAAGGUUUAGUGGCAAAUAUUUAUUAAAAGCUGCAGUAAAAGGGGCUGUGCAUUACAAAAACAUACAUCAAACUACUAACCUCAAAGUGCAUAUAGUCAUUGAAACCCAGUAAAUGAGUCCAAACAAACGUCAUCAGAAUAAAACUGUUCAGCUCAGAAGACAAAAUCAAGUUUGAGAAAUCCUUUGUUGUUUCAGUCAUGAAACCCACGUCCAACACAUCCUGUUGGUUUCUGAGCACAUGUGAGUGGUGACAGAAGAUAGCUGUGAUUGUAUUGCUGCAGCGUCCGGCUUAAGCGACUCCCGAAACCAAGCCAGAGAGACUGAAUGAGCCACUUCUGAACACAACCAGGGCUUCUACAGUGCAGGGUGGCAGGCGUGUAGCCUCGCAUGCCGUUUACAACCCUCAGAUUUUGCAGGAGAUUUUCUAGCUUUUGAAGUAACGAUUUUGAAAGAAAAUGACAAAAUAUUUUUUUUGGGUCCCCGCCCCCACACACUUGUUUUUAUGUACUAGAUCCUGCUCAUCGCUUCCCAUCUAUUUGAUUGUACAGUAAAAAAAAAACCUCUUGUUGUAGCUCUACAUAGGGUUCAGAGUCUAUGUACAGGGGAAAUAAUAUUUGCGUUUACUCGAUAUUAGCAUAUGUUGUAUAGCAUCAAAUAGGGCUAUUACCAUAGCGACGAGUGGGGACGCAGCGGAAAAGAAAACAUUACAUUAACAGCGCUGCCGGAGCAAAGAGCUGAAGUCUCUCAAAGCCAAAAACACUGCCCCAAAAGAAAGGAAAUGCCCCAAAGUGGUCUCAAGGGCAUAAAAGAAGCAUCGACCGUCACAACAAUACCUUGCAAACUACUAGACGCCACUGGUUUGACCUCCACAAGCUCCACCAUGCUGCUUUGUGUCGGUUACAUGUGAUUCACACCUCCACUCCUGUACAUGCCGGGUAGAUUUCUUUCAGUAGUUACGCUGUAGCAUCAAAAGAGAACUAGAUGUUUAUCUGUAUCUUAAAGAAGUGCAAUUGAUUUAAUAUGUGCAAUACUGUGUUUUUAUACUGUUUCUAAAAAAAUAAUAAAG
Pseudoliparis swirei is the source of this 3469-nucleotide messenger RNA. RefSeq names its product inhibitory synaptic factor 2A. NCBI's taxonomy places the organism in Eukaryota, Metazoa, Chordata, Actinopteri, Perciformes, Liparidae. The transcript is spliced from 6 exons. Bases 44 to 1558 code for a protein of 504 amino acids. Gene Ontology annotation, cellular component: postsynaptic density. The record is from RefSeq and is a predicted model, not a curated record. Gene Ontology annotation, biological process: inhibitory postsynaptic potential.